ACAAUAUCAAAGGGAACAACAACAACAAUGCCUGGGUCAACGACAAGUGAUGGAUCCACAAUAGCUGGUGCUUCAAGUACAGUUGGUGGGUCAGGGGCAACUGAAGCAACCGUGACCACCAGUGGGUCAACAAAUAUUGAUGGAUCAUUAACAACUCGUGGGUCAACAACAAGUGGUGGUUCUCUUACAACAAGAGGGUCGACAACAAUUGGUUCCAUAGUGACCCAAGCUUCCUCACCAGUUUUUACUCUUGCAGCAACCUUGGAAAAACCUUUUGUGGAAGAACUCAGUGACCCAAACAGUGUUCAAUUCAAAGCACUUGAAGUACAAGUUGUAACAGUGUGUGAUACAAUCUACCGUACAAGAUAUGGAUUGUUUUUUGUUCGCACCAUUGUGAUACGAUUCAGACGUGUAAUAGUAAGUACUCGAAUGGAAGGCACUCGAGUGGAGGUUGCUCUCGUGUUCAACAAUACAAUUACAGAAGAACAAAUCCCUGCAGAGGCUGAAUUGGUACAAACUUUACAAAACGCUUUCAUUAACCCCAACAACACGUUCAACAUCUCUGUUGAUCCAGCGACCAUUGAAGUCAUGCGAUCUACAAAUACAACUACAAGUUCUCCAACUGCAGCCCAGACUUCAAUUGCAACAACGUCCUCUGUAACAACAGUUUUGGCAACAACUGAACAACUUGUAACACAGACACUGACUUUCCGCUCUGCUGGAGAGACAUUUACAAUUGACUUGCUGAAUACAUCUUCUUCAGCAUUUAUCAAUCGAGCUGCAGUGAUCAAAUCUAAUCUUGAACCAGUCUACAAGGCAGAAUUCUCUUCAUUCAGGAUUUUGACUGUGACUUCAUUCAGUAAUGGAUCAAUUAUCAACAACAUGGGCCUUUCAUUUGCAAACACGAAUGUUCCUAAUGGCACUCAGAUUGCAAAUGUUUUGGUUGCAGCAGCUUCAAAUAUCACAGCCUUUAACAUUGACACCAGCUCAAUAUUUGUGAAUGGCAUACAAGUUUCAGGUGGAGCAAGCCACAAAAUCAGUCUCAUCACCGCAUCCUUCCUUGUGCUGCUGUCAUUGCUACUGUCAAACCAGCAAUAGCAUCUGUGCUGGUAUCCCUUUAAAACCAUUUAGAAAGUGAAUGCUAUCACUGGGAUAAAAAAGAAUAACUGAGAGGAUAUCCCUUUCUAUAUGGCUGGGGUCGAAUGAUCAUAUAUACUAUUUAAUCCUUAGUUAACAGGACAAGCAUAAUAAUGUUCAAUAUAUAAAAAUGGCCUGUUGCCCUUUGCAGGUAUAAGGGUUCAUUCAUGUUGCAAACUUUAAGCACCUUAACUUUAGAUGAUAUUUAUUAUUGAAAUUAUAGGCAUCAAAAUCAGACACAGCAGUCAUAUUUGGACUAUUAUUUUGAUGAUUCCUUAAAUAAUAUUUCCAGUUUGUGAAAAUAAAAGACAAGGAUAACCAAUUAAAUAUUAACUUACUGUAGUCCAGAUUGUUGGUUGCAAGUAAAUGAAAAAAACCAUGCCUUUUCAAAUAUAAUAAUUUCUUUGUGGAAUUUCACUUGUCAAGUCAAUAAAGCUGUCAGACAUAAACACCUCAGAUAAAGUCAAAGGAUUUAUCCUGCUCUUUACUCCAACCCUGACAGGGUCAGAUUGGUGUUCAAGGUCAUGUCACUCUUUAACAUGCUGUCAAAAUAAUGUCAAGCUUCUUUUUCACUUCCUGCACUUACUGAUGUAAUGUCAUGAUAUCUGUGUUCUUAGAAUUUAACUUUAUUAUUGUAAUUUUUUGUGUUUAAGUUAAGAAAAACAAUCUGUCAACACUUCUAACAUUCUAUAAUCAUUUUUGUUGAACUGGGAAAAACAAUUCUUUCUAUUAAAGCUAUUUCAUAUAUCUGCAAA
Molecule: messenger RNA, 1892 nt
Organism: Labrus mixtus (cuckoo wrasse)
Lineage: Eukaryota; Metazoa; Chordata; Actinopteri; Labriformes; Labridae
Exons: 7
Coding region: 28-1098 (356 amino acids)
Source: RefSeq, a predicted model, not a curated record